This is a messenger RNA of Gossypium raimondii (Peruvian cotton), 2892 nucleotides long. RefSeq names its product G-type lectin S-receptor-like serine/threonine-protein kinase SD2-5. NCBI's taxonomy places the organism in Eukaryota, Viridiplantae, Streptophyta, Magnoliopsida, Malvales, Malvaceae. The record is from RefSeq and is a predicted model, not a curated record. Gene Ontology annotation, molecular function: ATP binding; protein serine/threonine kinase activity. The transcript has 2 exons. Gene Ontology annotation, biological process: protein phosphorylation. Bases 271 to 2706 code for a protein of 811 amino acids.
GUAUUCAUUUUCCACAAAAAAAAAAAAAAAAAAAAAGGAUUUUAGCUUUAAUUUCCAGCUUGCUUCAAGCUUAUGCUUUUUCAAGUCAAGAAAGGGAAAGACAGGUGCCCAAAAUUGCCUUACCUGCUCCAGCUGCUUCUUUGACUGAACCAAAACAAGGGUCAUUAAUGUCUCUUGCUCCUGCUCUGGCUCAUCUUUCUUUACCCUCUUCACCAACCAUCAAAGCUUAUUUGAAAGCUCUUCUUAUGGAUAUCUAACCCUGUUUGAAUUAUGGGUUUGUUCAAAGUUAGAACCUUGUGUUUCGGUCUACUUUUGGCCUUCAAAAUCUGUAUUGCUGCGGAUCAACUUGUUGGCCGGUUAUAUCCAGGAUUCCAAGCAUCUCAGAUGCAAUGGGUGGAACAUGAUGGCAAGUUCCUCUUAUCCAAAAAUAAAAUAUUUGGUUUUGGCUUCUAUACUGCCUUGGAUGCUCAAAGUUUUGUCUUGGUUAUCAUUCAUCUUCAAGCUUCCCAAGUUGUUUGGACUGCUAAUAGAGGAGGCUUGUUGGUAGAAAAAUCUGAUAAGUUUGUAUUUGAUAGCAAUGGAAAUGUGUACUUGGAAAGAGGAGAUAGGUUUGCUUGGGCCACAAACACUACCGGAGAAAGGGCGACAUCUCUGGAAUUGCUGGAUUCAGGUAACUUGGUACUUCUUGGGGACAAUGGAAGAACUCUUUGGCAGAGUUUUAGCCAUCCCACUGAUACCCUUUUAUCUGGCCAGGAUUUUGUGGAAGGAAUGAGACUCAAAAGUUUUCCCAGAAGGAAAAAGAGUGAUUAUCUUGAAUUUGAGUCUGGGGAUUUGGUCUUAUACACAGGGUUUCAGAUUCCGCAAACUUAUUGGUCUUUGUUACACGAAAUCAAGACAACCGGUAAGAAUUUUACUGGCACAGUUUAUUCUGCAAUUUUAGGAUUCAACUCAUGGAACUUUUAUGAUCACAAUAAAGUGUUGAUAUGGCAGUUCAACUUCUCUCAGAAUUCUGAUAUGAAUGUCACAUGGGCUGCCAAAUUAGGAUCAGAUGGAGCAAUUGUGUUCUAUAAUCUUCACCAGGGAAGAAGACCAAUUGCUGAGGCAAAAAAGAUACCCCAAAACCCCUGCAACAUUCCCGAGACUUGUCCCCCAUUUAUGGUGUGCUAUUUUGACACUGUGUGUCAAUGUCCUAAACAACUUGCGCAAACCGAUUGCAGUCCACCAAUAACCUCCACCUGUAAUUCGGCAGAUCUACUCUAUGUUGGUGAGAUGCUCGAUUAUUCUGUGCUUGAGUUUGUCAAACCCUAUAUGAACGCCGACAUAAAUGCUUGCAAGAAAGCUUGCAUGGGAACCUGCUCUUGUUCUGCAUUAUUCUUUGAAAACAGCACAGGGAAUUGCUUUUUGUUUGAUCAAAUUGGAGGUCUGAAGCGUGCUGAGGUGGGUUCUAGUGGUUUUGUUUCAUUUUUGAAGGUAUCAAGGAAUGAAAGUGGCUGGCAAAAUCAUGCUAAAGGAAGCACAAAUGAAGCUAAGCAUAUUAUAUUUCUUGUGAUAAUAGUAACAGCAACGAUUCUGGUUGUUGCUGGUCUACUUUAUGUAGGAUUCUAUUAUUACCGGAGACAGAAGAGAUUGCUUGAAUAUCCUACAGAAAUCUCGGAGGGCGAUACUUUCCUGGACGGUUUUUCAGGGAUGCCUGUUCGUUACACUCAUCGUGAACUUUGUAAGGCAACUAAAAACUUCUCUAUAAAGGUUGGCCAAGGAGGAUUUGGCUCAGUCUACCAAGGUGAGAUGCCAGAUGGCACCCAAUUGGCUGUUAAAAAAUUGGAGAGCAUAGGACAAGGAAAGAAGGAGUUCAGAGCUGAAGUUAGAAUCAUUGGAAGUAUCCAUCAUGUGCACCUGGUCAAGCUCAAAGGUUUCUGCUCUGAGGGUGUUCAUCGGCUUCUUGUCUACGAGUUCAUGGGCAAAAGAUCUCUAGAUAAAUGGAUAUUCAAGAACAAAGAAGAAAGUAGCAUUUUGGAUUGGAAUACAAGAUUCAAUAUUGCAAUGGGUACAGCAAAGGGAUUGGCUUAUCUGCACGAGGAAUGUGAAUUCAAGAUUGUGCACUGUGACAUAAAACCUGAAAAUGUUCUUCUUGAUGAUAAUUUCAAUGCCAAAGUUUCAGAUUUUGGCUUGGCUAAGCUUAUGAGCCGUGAAGAAAGCCUGGUAUACACAACCCUGAGAGGUACAAGGGGAUACCUUGCACCAGAAUGGAUUACCAACAACCCUAUAUCAGAGAAAAGUGAUGUAUACAGCUAUGGUAUGGUCUUGCUUGAGAUAAUUGGGGGUAGGAAGAGUUAUGAUUCGGGAGAAAUACCCGAGAAAGCUCAUUUACCUUCUUUUGCCUUCAAGAUGUUGGAAGAAGGAAAUCUGAAAGAAAUCCUUGAUCCUAAGCUAGUCAUUGAUGAAAAUGAUGAAAGCAUUGUUUCUGCUAUAAAAGUAGCACUUUGGUGCAUACAAGAAGAAAUGCGUUUAAGACCACCAAUGACUAAAGUGGUUCAGAUGCUUGAAGGUCUGUGUGAUGUACCUCAGCCCCCAAUGUCUUUGGGCCCAGGUGCUAGGGCUUACUCAGGCUUCCUUAAAUGGAGCGGUAACGAGGGUACAUCAUCAGGACUAACAGAGUACAAUAGUGAUGCAUCGUUGUCUGACAUUAGACUAUCAGGUCCAAGGUGAUUCAAGCCAUUUGUUUUAGUUGGAUAAUGGGAUAUGUAUCUACAAAGUACAAAGAUUUGUAAGCGUAAAUUUUUGCAGUAUGCAUGGUUUAUAUGAUUUCAUUUAUGGUGUAAAAGUUCUCACCAGUAUGUCCAGGUUUCUAUGAUUUUUGGCUCCAGUUCAUCAAUUAGUGGACUUUAAAAGGCA